CAUCCCAUUUAUCUCUAUCUAUCUAUGCUUUGCUUUUUCAGCCCCCCACCCAUAACCCAUUGAUCUCAUUCACUCUCACUUUCUCUCUCUAGAAAGGGGGGUACAUUUCUUUUCCUUUCUAUAUCUCUCUACACAGUCACAGAGCCUAAAAAACACAAAGAAAGAAGAGAAAACAUGGAAACUCCACGCCCUCAAAAACAAGGAAGAGUCCACACCACCCAACUCUCUCUUUCUCUCUCUUCAAUGGCCCAGCUGGACCAAAAUUUAUGUUAGAAGAAAAACAAAAAAAGAAAAAAAAAGAAAGAAAAGAAGAGAGAAGAGAUAGUAUUAGUAGAUGUCUUCAAAUGUUGUCGUCCAACCAAACCCACCUCUCAAAAACACUCUUUCACUUCUCCUACAACAAAUAAAAAUUACAUCAAGCUAUGCCACAAUUACCCUUCUGCAACCCCCCAAAAAAUCCCAUCUUCAUCACUGUCUCAACUCUCAAAAGAAACAUUUUUUUCACCGAAUUAUGUGGGCUUCUUUGGGUUUUCUUUGUCUUGGUCAGAGUUUCACAGAGAGAACAGGAAAGCGAGAACCUUCCCAUCUCUCUCUUUCUUGUUUCUCUCUCCUUCUUUCUAUCUACCCUCUUCUUUCCUUUCCUUACCUUCUUUUAUUAUUUCUUGUCCAUCUCUUUCUCUUUCUUUCUUAUUCAUCUUUCUUCCCUCCUUUAUUUCCCUCUACCUCCAUCUCUCUUUCUCUCCUCCCCCACCUAGGUCUUUAGUUUUUUUCUUGUGGGUUUUUUUUUAUCUUUAUCUGAUUUGAUCUAAUCAUGAAGAGGAUGAAAGGGGUAGCUGCUGCUAUGGAAUCUUCUCCUUCUCCAUAUUCGACUAUGUAUGAGGAUCGAAGAACCAGGCUCAGGCAUCAGAGUCUCAUGCAGGACUAUAUGGAGUUGUUUAAGGAAACAGAAGACCAGAAAAAGAAAUUGCAGACCAUGAAACAGAAAAAAUUGAACCUAAUGGCAGAAGUCAGAUUUCUGAGACAACGAUACAAGUAUUUGAUGCAAAACCAGUCUCAAAAUCCUGCCCCUGAGCCAAAACAUGUGCAGCGGCAAAGCCUAGCAAAUGGAACUAGAGCUGUAAGAAAAGACAGGAAUUACACUGGAAAUGAUGCUGCGAUACAGCGCGGAGGCCCCCGAUUUGAUUUAAACAGGAAGGGAAAGAUUUAUAGUGAAAGGGAAGCCACUUUGCGAAACCCUGCUCAAGAUUUUGAUUUGAGCCAGAAGCAUAAGACUUGCAUGGGAAAGGAGCCUGCAUUGCGUAAUUCAGUGACAAUUCCGGACUUAAAUCAAAAGGAACGGAUUUACGGUGGGAAAGAGGCAGCUGUUAGAAACAAUACACCAAGUUUUGACUUGAACCAGAUUUCGAUGGAGGAGGAAGAAUUACAGGCAAACGGAGAUACGAUGAGAAUAGAGGAACCAAAGAUAUGUUUAAUGAGAGGUGGAAGUGAUGAUCAACACAACGACAUGAAGUUAUCAGCUUGUAGGACAGUCGGAAAUGGAUCGAGUAGGGCAGGGAAGAGGAAGAUUUCAUGGCAAGAUCAGGUUGCUCUGAGAGUUUGAUUUUGUUCUUAUUUCAAUUGCAACUUAGUCACAUUUGGCGAGGUUGGAAAAGUUCCCUAGCCUUGUUAUGGUUAACUCACAUUUUCAUUUUUCUCUUAUUUGUAAAGAAAGAAAUAGUUCCACAUAUUAUAAUUACAGAUGAAUUGGUGUUCAGGUAGCAAAUUCUUGGUUC
This is a messenger RNA of Jatropha curcas, 1772 nucleotides long. RefSeq lists its product as uncharacterized. Lineage: Eukaryota; Viridiplantae; Streptophyta; Magnoliopsida; Malpighiales; Euphorbiaceae. The record is from RefSeq and is a predicted model, not a curated record.